Drosophila serrata is the source of this 1235-nucleotide messenger RNA. RefSeq lists its product as uncharacterized. NCBI's taxonomy places the organism in Eukaryota, Metazoa, Arthropoda, Insecta, Diptera, Drosophilidae. The record is from RefSeq and is a predicted model, not a curated record.
GUUCGAAAUUAAAUGAUUGAAACAAAAUGAAAAUAAUUGUGUAAAUAAUAUCAUGUGUUUGUCGCAGUAUUGCAGCAAGCAAAGCACCAUGUGGGAUCGCGAGAACACAAUACGAUUAAUUGAAUUGUACGAGAAUCAUUCCGUUUUAUGGGAUGCCUCAUCAAGAGACUAUAAAAAUAAGCAUAAAAAGCAAAAUGCUUAUUGCGAAAUGGCUGAAGAACUAGGAAAAAGUGAUGAUGAAAUCAAAACAAAAAUUCACAAUUUGCGCACUCAAUUCUUGCAAGAGGUGCGCAGGGUGAAAAAAAAGAAGAGUGGCCAGGGUACAUCGGACAACUAUACCAGCAAAUGGGAGUUUUUCGAUGCGCUCAAAUUUAUAAAAAACGAAGACGAAAAAAAUUAUAAAAUGGAAAAUUUGGAUCUAAGUGACAGCACCGUUAACACAAUCUUAGGAGAGACACCACGUUCGGCUAAUAUUUCGAUAUCAGAUGACGUACCAAGUACAUCCAAAGGCAAAAAAAGAAAGCGUGACGAGCUCGAAUUAAAGGAGGAAGAUCUGCUGCUUAGAAAGGCCAGCGCUUUACUUGAUAAGGCAGAUGAACAUCAAGUAUUCGGCGAUUUCGUUGCAUCUGAGCUCAGAAUGUUGAAAUCACAGCAAAGUAGAGUUCAGCUUCGCAGAAAAAUUCAAAAAGCUAUUUUGGAAGUAUCGGAAACUGAUAGCGAAGACACUUUUUCUCCUUCCACACCUAAUUUCGUGUACUCGUCUACCGAUUCUCCAGUUUUUGCGUUUUCAGAUGGCAUUCAUAUGCAAUUGAGCAUCACUUGCAAGCACUGCAAACAAAAAAUAAAAACACGAGUAGACAUUGACGCAAUAUAUUGCACGAAAUAGACAUGCAAAAGUUUGCAAAACAAAAAUUUAUUGAAGCAAGAAAUUUUCUUGCAAUAUUUGCAUAAGUAUAAACAUUUGUGCAAACUUUUGCUGCAAAUUGUUUGCAUCGUGUGUACCUAGCUUUAAAGAAUGAAGAAGUAAACCUUUUCUGGUUCAUUAUAGUAAACAUUGAGACAGGGAUGCCAUAGAAAUGACAGAGAUCUUUAAAUCAAAUAAUUGGUCCAAAAGUAUGCCUAAAAUCGAAGUUGGAAAGUAUGCUUUAUUGAGAUGCACAAUUGCAAUUUACUUAAAAGUUAUUUUCAAACGUUUCUGUUUUUAUUGAGAAGGAUCGUAAUUUUAAUAUUUUUGA